Nanorana parkeri is the source of this 656-nucleotide messenger RNA. RefSeq names its product mitochondrial ribosomal protein S18A (gene MRPS18A). Lineage: Eukaryota; Metazoa; Chordata; Amphibia; Anura; Dicroglossidae. The coding region runs from base 24 to 617 and encodes 197 amino acids. The transcript has 6 exons. Gene Ontology annotation, cellular component: ribosome; mitochondrial small ribosomal subunit. Gene Ontology annotation, biological process: mitochondrial translation. Gene Ontology annotation, molecular function: small ribosomal subunit rRNA binding; structural constituent of ribosome. The record is from RefSeq and is a predicted model, not a curated record.
GGAAGUGACGCUUUCCGGAGAAGAUGGCGACUCCCAGCUUGCUGCUUUCACCUGUCAGUCGGCUCCUCCGGGUCGGUUUGGGGCUGCUGAGCCCGGCGGGAUGGAGACCAUUAGCGGUGCCGAGCCGGGGCAUGAGAGAGUUGGUGGAGAAGAAGGAGGGGAACACGACAGUGCUUGAAGGACGCAUUAUAGAAGAGAAAGAGACCUUAUGCCCCCCAAAUCCCUCCGGUCAGUGUCCGAUCUGCCGCUGGAACCUCAAACACAAAUACGACUACACGGACGUCCUUGUCCUCAGUCAGUUUAUCCAAUCGGAUGGCGGGAUGUUGGCACGCAGAGUGACGGGCCUGUGUACGGAGGAACACAAGAAGGUGGCAGCAUGCGUUAAGAUGGCCCAUCGAGCAGGCCUCUUGCCAAACCACAGGCCCAAGAUUCCCGAGGGACAAGUGUCCAAGCCAAAAUUCCAACUUAACAGGUAUCUGACUCGCUGGUCUGUGUCCAGCGCUCGGCCAAUCUACAAGAAAGGACUUAAGUGGUGCAAAGUGAAAAUGCCAGUCGGGGACCCCAUCAUGAAGCAUAAUGUGUGCUACAGCAAGAGACCUCCCAUGUACAAUCAAUGACCAGGACGGUCAAAUCUAAUAAAUGUCAUUCUCUUCUCA